This is a messenger RNA of Dendronephthya gigantea, 1901 nucleotides long. RefSeq names its product forkhead box protein C2-like. Lineage: Eukaryota; Metazoa; Cnidaria; Anthozoa; Malacalcyonacea; Nephtheidae. Gene Ontology annotation, biological process: regulation of transcription by RNA polymerase II; cell differentiation; anatomical structure morphogenesis. Bases 74 to 1441 code for a protein of 455 amino acids. The transcript has a single exon. The record is from RefSeq and is a predicted model, not a curated record. Gene Ontology annotation, molecular function: DNA-binding transcription factor activity, RNA polymerase II-specific; RNA polymerase II cis-regulatory region sequence-specific DNA binding.
UGCGACAGUUAAAUGUUCCAGAAUAUCACAAGGAGAAGAGUUGACAAAAAAGAAGAUUAUCACAAAGCAGAGAAUGGCGAACUUCCAACACGUUCCAGGGCAAGAUAUGGGUUCUAGGACAUUUUCAAACACAAAUCAAGUUGAUUUCAAUUGCAGAACCGGACACCAUAACUGUCCUACAAUGCAUUAUUCUUAUUUUCCUUAUGUUCCUACCCAGCCUCAGGAAUAUAUCUGGUCCCCAUGUAAAUGUAUUUCUGGUAAUGAAGACAAGGUGAAACCGCCGUACAGUUAUAUUGCCUUAAUAGCCAUGGCGGUUGAAAGUCAACCAGAUAAAAAGAUUACACUGAACGGUAUUUAUCAGUUCAUUAUUGAACGAUUUCCCUAUUACAGGAAAAAUCGUCAUGGAUGGCAAAACUCUAUCAGACAUAACUUAAGUCUAAAUGAUUGUUUUGAAAAAGUCCCUCGCGAUGAUAAGAAAUCUGGCAAAGGAUCCUACUGGACUCUGCACCCGGACAGUUACAACAUGUUUGAAAAUGGCAGUUACCUACGACGUCGGAAAAGAUUUAAAAAGAAACCAGGUCAAAACUCAGAAAGAAGUUACGGCGAAACUUCAUCACGAAGCACCAGUCAGUCAUCUCGUGACACAAGUCCUGUGUCAGCACAAAAUGAAAACAUAGAAGACGAUACAUGGCCAUCUCGUGAAAGAACAAGCGUUAUUAACAACACAGGGUAUUUUCCUUCUGCUAACACCGUAUCAAUGCUUUCACCUCAAGACAACAACCCUUUCAGACAGCAAGGUGGAGAGCUUCCAUAUCAAGCAGGAGAGAAAGAUAUCACACUUCCUUGUGAAAACCUAACACGAUAUCCAACUCACAGAACAGAGCAAAAUAUUUCCUCGUCAAAUCCUACCCUUGCUGAUUCAGAAUUGUACUAUCCACCAACACAAAAUCCCCAUGCUGUAAUGCCAUUAAACACAAACUCAACACAAUACGCUUUCAACUCAAACGUUCUUCAUGGCAAAGAUAAAAUUCAGCCAAGGUUUUGUCCAAACUAUUCCUCUUUAGGAGAAGAAGUCUAUCCUAGCCCACAAGUUUCUCCACCCUACAAUGUUGUUCCACCCAGAACUAAUCCUAUCUUGCAUAGGUCAUGUAAUGCUCCGACCAGAGCUUUAUAUGAAGAAGACAGACAGCCUAAACAUUACACAGAAAGACACGCAAGAAAUCAUUCUAAUAACUUUCAAUCAUCAUUCCCAAAUCAUUCUGAGUACACGCCAUUUGACGAUAUUCUCAACCAAAGAUGUUUAGGAGACGGACAGAAAUUGAAUGCGUCAAAAGUGUGUUCGUCAAAUGAAGCUCAAUGGAGUGGUUUUACUUCAGCAAGAACAGAUCAAGGAACUAACUUUUUUGCGCGUCAGCCUUUCAAGAACUGCUCAUGGUCUUAACUUUUAAUCGACGGACGAGACCCUCAGUUGUAUCAGCAAGUUUUGUUAUUUUAUUCAUUUAAUUAAACCGAGUUAUUUGUCGGUGACUUGGUAUAGUUAGAAAGUUAGUGUUUCCUGGAUUCAAGGUCCUUUCCUUGUCUGAAGGUUCAUAUAUUGGGUAUGUCGUGUAUAAUAUUAAUAUAGAUAGGCUACUGCAUGAGUCAUGAAUCCAAGCGAGAUAAUUCUUGUUUCCAAGAAUUGAUGCUAUUGUUAUUUCUGACCAAACAAUUUAAUCGAUAUUGAAAAAAAAAACGUACAAAUAGUUUAUAUUUCCGACCUCACAACUGCUUGUAGAAAAACCCGUUCAUCUCGUUUCUAAGGCACUUGGUUAUAGUCUUACUGAUUGGUCUAAUUUUAAAAAACUGACAUUUUCACAGAAGUUGAUUAAAGCCUCCGAACAACUCGCGUAAAGUUUGAUGUA